Helicoverpa zea (corn earworm) is the source of this 6182-nucleotide messenger RNA. RefSeq names its product protein couch potato (gene cpo). The record is from RefSeq and is a predicted model, not a curated record. Lineage: Eukaryota; Metazoa; Arthropoda; Insecta; Lepidoptera; Noctuidae. The coding region runs from base 849 to 1811 and encodes 320 amino acids. The transcript has 10 exons. Gene Ontology annotation, molecular function: mRNA binding.
UCGCGCGCAGAGGCAGCGCUUGUACGUGCCGCCCUUUGCUCUGACGCGACCGACGCAGUGUCCGUAAUCGGUGUUCGGAAAAUUGUGCAUGUGCGUUUUCCGACGAAUGCAGUGUGUGUGCUUGUGAGAUGUGCUAUUGUUUUCUAGGAGUGGUUUACAAGCAGAGGAUCAACUUAUACGAAUGAAAACAAAAGUGCUACGGCGCUUCAUAUAAAAACAUUCGCAAAUAGCUGUUCUUUAACAAUCUAAAUUGAUAAGUCAAUUAAUAUCGCGUACCGCAACGAGCGUAGAGCUGCGCCGUUGUCGAUACGUCGACAUCGAUCCCGCGACGCGUCGCGCGCGGUCCCUAACCUGUCGCUGCCAUAGUCGGUGCUCGCCAGAGUCACGUGACUCGGCCGGCCCGCCCAGCCACAGCCGUGGAUAACCUCGGCCAGAGCCCCCUUCCGGUGAAGAGGCUGCACGAAGCGCUGCAGAGUGCGCAAGUGAAGCGCCAGCGGCUCUCCCCCCCAUACCCCGCACCCCCCGCCUCUCUCCACCCCAUCCACCAGCUCGCGGUGCACCAGCACAUCAAAGUGCAGCAGAGCAUAGUGCAGCAGAGCAUCGUGCAGCAACACCAGUUGAACCUGGCCCACCAGUCGCUGCAGAACCUGCAAGCGCAACAGAACCUGCAAGCUCAGCAGAGCUUACAAGCGGCGCAGAGCCUCCAGGCGGCUCAGAGUCUGCAGGCGGCGCAGAGCCCUGCAGCUACGGGCGGCGCAGGCGCGCAGCAGGCGGCAGGAGCGACACAAGGCGCGCUGGUGCCGCCGCAGCAGCCUUCGCCCCGGCCCGCUUCGCCGCAACACAAGAACAUGGAGCUCGCGCUCUGCCAAAGCAUGGACUCCGUCAACACCGCCACCACUGAGGAAGAGGUGCGGACUUUGUUCGUCAGCGGCCUGCCCAUGGACGCGAAGCCGCGAGAACUCUAUCUACUGUUUCGAGCGUACGAGGGUUAUGAGGGCUCGCUGCUAAAGGUUACUAGCAAGAAUGGAAAAACAGCCUCGCCGGUCGGUUUCGUCACGUUCCACACUCGAGCCGGCGCGGAAGCAGCUAAACAAGAUCUUCAGCAGGGCGUCCGGUUCGACCCCGACAUGCCGCAAACGAUUCGGCUGGAGUUCGCUAAAAGCAACACGAAGGUCAGCAAGCCGAAGCCGGCAGUUGCCACAGCCGCGCCAGCUGCACACCCCGCAUUGAUGCACCCACUCACUGGACACCUAGCGAGUCCGUUCUUCCCGGGCGGCGGCGCGGAGCUGUGGCAUCACCCGCUGGCGUACGGCGGCGAGCUGCCGGCGCUCUCGCACGGCCUCGUGCACCCCGCCAUCCACCCGCAGAUGGCACCAACCCCCCUGACGCUGGGUGCUUGCGUGCUGCCCGCGCCCGCGCUGGGCUCGCCGGGCGCGGCGGUGCCGGCGCACACCGGGCCCGCCGCGCACCCCGCGCACCCCGCGCCUCCCUGCUCGACGCUAUUCGUCGCCAACCUAGGACAGUUCGUCUCCGAACAUGAACUUAAGGAAAUAUUUAGCAGCUGCCCGGGGUUCUCUCGCCUGCGCCUGCUGAGCGGUGGCAGCGGCGGCGGCAGCUCGGGCCCGGUGGCCUUCGUCGACUUCGCUAGCCCGGCGGACGCGGCCGCCGCCCUCGCUCGCCUGCAGGGCGCGCUGCUUCUCAGCUCUGAAGGCGCCAUCCACCUCGAAUACGCGAGGCAUAAGAUGGCACACAACGGCUGGAUUCUCGCACAUGAAGGAGCCAAAAGCGGAGAAGAGGGCGAACAGCAUUAGCUCGUUCGUAGCUCUCGGCACUUGACAACCAGCUAACUGAGGGACGCGCUAUCUAGAUCCUCUGCAUCGCAUCGGACCGGCGCCACCAGGAGACCGGGCAGACCUCAUACAACCCUUACGUCCUCACUAGAAGCUCUGUCUCCUAUUCUGUUAUGUUUACUGACUCCCUGCGUCAGAGGUGUGGUGUUAUUCGUUUAUACCAAAAUUAGCAAGUGUUAAUUGUAUUAUUAUUAACAUUCCAGGUUAUUGUUUACUGUUCAAUGGUAAAAUAUUAUUAUUUAAAUCUAUUAAUUUCCUAAUGUAGCUUGUUUAUUUAAUAUUAUUAUUCAAUUUAUCGUGUAACAUAAGAUUUAUUUACAACUAACUUAUUGUACGGUAAAGUUUGUAUAUUUGUUUUUACAAGGCCGAUGUAUACAACUGAGAGGAUUUGUUAUGAAUAUAGUGUAUUACCAGAAAUUAAACAUUUUAGGAUAUAUCUCAUUCGAGUAAGCUAAAAACCAAAGGUGCCCUUCAUAGAAAGAUUACGUUUUGUUAAAUAAUAUUUCAAGUUGAAUGAUUUAAAUGAAGUUGUAUGUAAUAAUACGAUACUUUUGUUUUAGCCUCGAUAAUGUUAGCGUAUUUAAAUGAAUUUCAUGACUAUUUCAAAUUAUAUUUACCUAAUACUUUCUUAGUAAUGUUUAUAAUGUUCAAUCACUCGUUAAAGCGCUGGCACUCUAGUGUUGGUCUUACGAUCCUUUCUACCUGUAAAUGGAAUUAUUGCAAUAAUUAUAAUAUUCGAAUAGGACUCGAUGCGAUAGGAGGGGAAGCCCUCGGAGCUGCUUGUGAGUGCAUCGGACGCUGAACAGUCGCGUGCGCACGCCACUGACCUGUUGAGUUUGUUAUGUCCCCUUCUGUACUUAGGUGACUAUCAAAAUUUCUUGUGCCUUGCGAUAAAACAAUCCUAAAAUCGAAUUACGAUUGAACUCUAGACUUCGUGGCUACACAAGUUGGAGAGUUAAUUUGGAAGUUCUGCAUUGUACCACAACGGGUUCCCUCACUCUUCGCGGUUAGUAUGCGAUGCGACACAAUCGAGAUCAGUUCAGUCUUGUCUCUUGUUGCGAGAAUUUAGCCUUGGCCUUAUGAGAGUUAAAUAAUUAAAUGUAAUCAUUAUAUUAAUUAAUAUAUAGUUAUAAUUAGCCGGCGACGUGCGCGCCGACGCUGAAUAGUGAAACAUUAUUCUACUAUCUGCAUGCUUUGACGAGCUUUUUGGUAAUAAUCUAAUUUAAAAUUUAGUAGUUACUUUUAUUGUGUAAUCGUUAGGUGAAUAAUAUAAUAUUAGAUAAGGGUAUUUAUUGUAGACAAUCAGCAUAGUUACAUUACUAUUUAAUGAAAGCUAUUCAUACAUAAUAAUGAAACAAUGUAUUGAAAUUUAAAUUUACUGAAAUGUUAGGAUUAAUCAAAAUGAAGAUUAAUAUAUUUUUUAUUUUUAGCUAGUUGACUAUCGCAUACAGAAUGAAUACUUUGUUACCUACGUGUCGACGAAACGGUGACGACAUAAGUACACUACAGUGCGAGAUAGCAAUAAACCAAAAAUGAAAUAUUAAUGUUAUUAUAGGUAUUUAGUGACGUAUUCUGCUGAUGUAAACAUGUAAAAUUUACAAAAAAAAAGUAAAAAAAAAUCCCUGCUUAGGCUAUAAUAAAUAAGGUUUUGGAUAUUUGGGUUACAAUGUUGACGCGACAGAAAUCUAUUGAGGUACUCAUGCGACUGUUGUCGGUCGCCGGCCAGAGCUACCGCAUGUGAAUUCUUAUGAAAUCUCUUAGUCAAUAUUUAAUAGAAAUUUCGUCAAUUUUUGACUUAGCAAAAUUUUAUACAUUGUUUAUAGUAACUGUAACUUCACAAUGUACCGAACGUCGUGGCGUAUAGACCAAAGAUAAAGGAUUAUACAUAAUUUUAAUACUAACCUCAGACCGUACCAAACUUGUAUUUUGUAGGCACAUUGUACUGCAAUGUUUAGUGGACACGACAAACAAUAUUUUGAAGCCACAGCAGUUUAUGCAGACAUCAUUUGUUUACGGACCCAAGUAAGGCUGAUGCCACGGUGAUACUCGAGGACACCUAGGAUAGCCAUCUUAUUGUACUGUUUUAUUGUUACCUACUUUUGCUAAUGUUACAGCCGAAAAUCACUUUAUUUAAAAAAAAGUUUUGUAUCCAAGCCGAUUAUUGUCUAAUGGAAAUCAAUCAUUGUUCUGUAUUAUAAUAUUUUGUGUCACUUAAAGUCUCCUGACAGUUCAGAUUCUCUUAUAUAUUAUUAAUUAUUCAUUGUCGGUUAUAAUAAUUAAGCUAAGUCAAUGUUCACUUAUUUAAUUCGAUAUAUAAUGCUAAUUCGUGUGUAAGUAAUUGUGUAAUAAUGUAGUGAUCUCCCAUACCUUCGGCGAGCGACGUCCUUAGGCGCAUACUAAAAUACAACGAAAAGUUUAUUUGUUCUUUUCAGUUGUUCUGUGUGAGUGUGUCGAUGACUCUGCCUCGUCAAUGACGAUCAAUAUUAAGCUCUCUUCAGGCGUGUAUCAUCUCUUUGAAAUCUCUAUCGUAGUUAUAAUGUAUUGUAGAGGCAUCGACAGACUCGGGUUUGGUUAGCGAGGCGCGCGGACGUCGCCGCCGCCAUGAUUCCGUCCAACAACCUUAGAUAGCGAGUAAGAGACGUCCAGUGGCUGCGGACACGGCUACGUCACCUUCUGCGGGACUACUCGAUACAUAUCAUCAUGUAAUAUUUAAUGUGUAAUUAGGAAUAAAAAAGCGGUUUCAUAGAGACGUUUAUUCUGUAUUCUCGUCUACUACUUAUAAUGCAAUCGGCUACAUGUCACGCUAAACCACUUUUGCGUUUCCGAAGAAAUUUUUAUAAUUAGCUUUGCCGUAAUUUUGUAUCCUUUCACUCGGAAUUAUCUCUACUUGUGAUUAAUUUAAUUUCUAAGGGAUUUAAACACAAAAGUUAAUGUAAACCAUAUAAAAGAUAUUUUCUUAACGUUUACUGUGAAAUCGAGUAGAUAGAUGAUGUUCGGAUCGACGUUGUUAAUGUAAAGACGCGUGACAUUGGCCCGCAUGUGAUAGGGUAGUGUAGGGGUGUAGCGUCGCCUUGCAAGUUAGGUUAAGUGAAGCGGUAUCACACAAACGCCGUGCAUCGGAAACAUAUCAAUUCUGUGCCCCUUAAUAAAUUUAGUUAAAUAUCUACUAUUCUAAGAGAUACAAUAUGAAUAGAAUAAAGAAGACAAAAUAAUCGGAGUAUCAAAUACCUGCUAAGUGUUGUUUUCGUACGUUAAUGAUAUGGAUUAGAGAUUGUGUUGAUCGUGAAUACGCAUAGUCCCCGAGUAGUGUCGCGCAACUUUCCCUUUGUUUGUCGCUGUAGACAUCGUACGUUACUUUAUUGUUACUUUAGACUAUAUUAACAUGGCUUAAUUACCAAAUUACUUUAACAGUUCGCUUCGUAUUCAGUAUUAAAUGACAUUUUAUUUUAAUUUCGGCGACGAGAGUUAGUGCGUUGCUGAAAACUUAUUUGUAUAUCGAGCAAAAUAAACCAUACAAACUAUAUAGUUAGUAAUUAAUUGUUAGAUUUGUGUGACUUGGAUUAUUUAAAUGCUUAUAGAGCAGAGGUAAAGUGUUAUUGUGGUUUAAGAAAAACAUAAUGACAUUGUAAAAAUAGUGAUAAAAUUAGCUUAAUUAUCAUUAUUACAACUUUUAUAGAUGUUCAUUACUUUUCUUUUCUUACUUCAUGGAGUAUUGUGGCAUUGGAGACGUCAUUGUUAAUUCAAAUAAAUUUGAGCUCAUCCUCAAUCGAAGUUUUUAUUGAUCUUGCACCCUGUCUGCGUCAGGCCGCUACUGAGCUGCCGAGCUACUGAGCUACCGAGCUAGCGCCACUGAGCUACUGAUUGUCUCCAAGCGUGAGUCGAAACAACGUUACUACUAACGUAUUCAGCCAUUUCAUAGGAAAAUGUUUUAUAAAUUAGCCGUAGGUAACAGAUCUUUAUUAACGAAAUAAUAUAAUCAUUGUUUUCUUGGACGAACUUAUGUUCAAUAUGUGUCUAAUAGUUAAUAAAAAUAGUACUUUUAUAGGUGUCUAGUUUAGGAUAACUGAAAUUAGAUAUAAAAUUGACAGUUGAGCUUUUAAAACGUUGCUUUGUAGAGUUUGUCUGCUUUAGUGCGUCCUUUUGUAAAAUGAAUUCGAAGCAAAUAUAUCAAAAUACAACAUUUUCUUCCAAUUUAAUUUACAAAAGAGCGCAGAUAAAAUAUUAAAUCUCUUUAUUUGGAUAAUAAUUAUUGCAAUGUUGUAUUUAUGUUAUUAUUAGUUUUAAAGCAUUAUAGGGUCCAAAGAUUGGGAAUAAACAUUAUGUGACAAUUAA